AUGCCUUUCGUGCCCAAUACCCCCGAGUCGCUAUCUGCCCUCCUCUCGCGUGCCGAUUCAGAGAACCCUUCUACCACAUGUUGUGGUGUAUCAAACACUGGGAAGUCGUGUCGCCGCAAGCUGACUCCCUCAAAGUCGGGCCAGCCAACCUCUGGUAUAAUUGCCGUAUUUAGCGGUCAAAAAGUCUUCUUUUGUGAACAGCACAAGGACCAGUCCCAGAAUAUAGCCCUCAGGCAUACCGCCUCCUUCGCCAGGAGACGUGAAUUGCUUGGUCGUGGAAGCAUGGACACUCUUAUUGAGCAAGUUGAAUUGCUGGUCGCUAGUGGGAAGCCUGGAGAGGCUACAACCACUACAACUGUGGCUUCCAGGACCAAGAAAGUUGGCCCGGGGGGUGAUCCAUUCGUCCACCCUCCCAAGUUUGCAGGGGUGCCAAGACCCCCUACCAGUCACCGGCGGGAAGAAAGGACGCAGAAGAAACAAUCCUUCUGGUCCAAACUGUGCUGUUGGGUUCAUGAGGACCCGAGGGAAGAUUCUUACCCUGGGGCCAGGAAGGAGGAAGCGGGAUUGCACGAAGCUGCCGCCGGCAUCGUGGGAAAUGAUUCCUCCGAGAAGCGCGGGAAAACGCAUAGAAGGGGCAAAAGUGACACACGCGUGGUGGACUUUGAACCCACUCCACCAACACCACCAUUGCCAUUGAUGUACCCAGAUCUCAGCGCUCUGGCUAGCCAGGACAAGCGCAAUACUAGCGCAGCUGCAACACCCAGACCGGCAACGGCAGGUGGUCGAAGAAAUAAAGGUAGGCACCCAGAACAGAACCGCUGGAUGUGAUUCUGACAUCCGCCCAGGAAACCCCCUGAUACCACCAACUUUAACGGAAAAGACGGCACAACGCAUUGAACAGGAGCUUGCAAAGCCCUUUUCUGAGAAAGAUGAGCCAGGGUACAUUUAUGUGUUCUGGCUAUCAGAUUCUCCCAUAUCACCGCAGCCAACUCCAGCCACUACACCCAAUGGCACACCCAAAAAGUCUGGCGGGCGUUCCCACCAAAGGAGUGCUUCGGAUGCAUUGCAAAAGAUGGUUGAGGAUGCCGAGAACGCGCAACAAGGGCAACGCAUAUUGCUAAAAAUCGGGCGAGCAAACAAUGUUCAACGACGCCUUCACGAAUGGUCAACCCAAUGCGGGUACAACUUGUCAUUAAUCCGUUUCUACCCCCACAUCUCAGCGUCCUCUCCAGGACCCACCACCCCGAAAAAAGCGACAACCAAGGUCCUGAACAAGGAAAUUGGAAAGAAAGUGCCGAAUUCCCACCGGAUCGAACAACUAAUCCACCUGGAGCUCGGUGACAACCCGGAAAAUCGUCCGGAGAUCAAAUGCGAUGUCUGCAAGAGGACGCACAAAGAAUGGUUCUCAGUACCGGCCACCCGCGCAGGACUGGAGGGCGUAGACGAAGUGGUCAAGAAGUGGAUCGAAUACGGGGAGAAGAGUGCCAUGGUCACCGGGAGAGACCCGGCGGCGCAGGCACCGCGCAUCCCCAAGGCUACUCCAGCCAAAACGGCUGCCAGCCCUCCAAAGAAGUACGACACCGCCAGGCCGGUUGCGAAGCGGCCAACACUGCAGGGCGCCCCGGUUGGCACCGGCGCCAAAGCGGCGGCCAAAAAGUCCCCAUCGCCUUCCAGGAAAGCUGGUGGAAGCGCGGGCAAUACCAAGACUGAUGAUUCCUCGAGUAUCAGUGCCAAGACUACGUCCUCGAGAAAUGCAAAGACUCCAUCCCCGGGUAGGAGGACGGGGCCACGGACGCCGAGCCGCCCUCCGUCUUCCCGAGGCAGGGACUCUUCCACCCCGAAGACUACCCCUCCGUCGCCGUCGAGUGCGGGCAGCAGUGGAAGGAAGAAGAGGCCUAGCGGCGGUGGGAGGUGGAAGCUCUAUGACGAGAACGAAGGGAAUGAGGAGUAUCGACCCGAGGACGAGGUAGAAUAG
Tuber aestivum (summer truffle) is the source of this 1975-nucleotide messenger RNA. The record is from the annotation of a GenBank genome assembly. Lineage: Eukaryota; Fungi; Ascomycota; Pezizomycetes; Pezizales; Tuberaceae.